AUGGAACCGCUUCUGCAGCACCUGGAGCGCUUUUCUGAGGUUUUGGCGGUCUCCCGCACCACCCACGUAAGCACCUGGGACCCAGCGACGGUACGAAGGGCUCUUCAGUGGGCUMGCUACCUGCGCCACGUCUACCAGCGUUUCCGCAGCCAUGACCACAUCCGCACAACUCUGGAAAGGCGGUUGCACUGCUUGUGGAAGGAAGGCGGCCUUGGGGUGGKUCCAGUCCCUGGACUGAGGAACUUUGAGGCCCUUGGGCACUGUGACAUCCUGCUGUCUCUACGCCUGCUGAAGAACCCKGCCCUGGGGGAUGCAGCUUGUCGCUACCUGCUGCAGCAACUCUUUCCCGGCGCGGGCGUCCGGGAUGCCGAUAGGGAACUGCUCCAAGACAGUCUGGCCAGCCUCGCUCGCCGCGGGUCUGCGGUCCACAUGCUGCGCUUCUGCAUCUGCAAGGAGAACCCGAAUCCUCAGGACGACUCACUGAUGAAGACCCAGGCUGAGUUGCUGCUGGAGCGUCUGCAGGAGGUGGGCAAAACCGAAGCGGGAGGCCCCAGCAAUUUGCUCUGCAGCCUGUGGGAGCGCCUGCCACAGAACAACUUCCUGAAAGUGAUAGCGGUGGCGCUGUUGGAGCCUCCCAUGUCUCCCCAGCCCCAGGGAGAGGAGUUACUGAGUAGCCCCAGAAUCCCUGGAGAGGGGAGUCAAGAGCUACUCCACUGGCUUCUGGGGAAGUCGGAAAUCAUGGCUGCCUUUUGUCGCAACGUCCCCGCGGGUCUUUUGACUUUGGUGGCAGGUCGCUACCCAGCACUUUCUCAUGCCUAUCUGAGUGUGCUAGCUGACUGGAGUCAACGUCUGCACUACGACCUUCAGAAAGGCAUUUGGGUUGGAGCUGAAUCUCAAGAUGUGUCCUGGGAGGAGUUGUACACUAGAUUUCAAAACCUCUGCCAGGCACCCCCACCUCUGAAAGAUGAGGUUCUAACUGCGCUCAAGUCUUACAAGGCGCAGGAUGGAAAUUUCGAAGUUCCUGGUCUUAGCAUCUGGACAGACCUGUUGUUAGCUCUUCAGAGUAGUGCGUAAUACCACAUUUGGUCUGUUUUAGGUCUGAAGCCAACACUAAUUCUCCAUGA
Molecule: messenger RNA, 1124 nt
Organism: Urocitellus parryii (Arctic ground squirrel)
Lineage: Eukaryota; Metazoa; Chordata; Mammalia; Rodentia; Sciuridae
Gene: Fancf
Product: FA complementation group F
Biological process (GO): interstrand cross-link repair
Cellular component (GO): Fanconi anaemia nuclear complex
Source: RefSeq, a predicted model, not a curated record